AUGACAGAUUUUGACCAAGAUUUACGGUUUUUGACAGCUUUCACCGAGGGCUUCCGCGCGUUUCCCUGGACUGAAAGCGGCUUCUUGGUAAAGGACCAUCUGAAGCAGGACCUGCACGUGCCCGUGCCAUCACAUUCACACUCUUCAGGUUUCAGUGCGUUCCCCUGGACGGGCAUCAGCAUUCUGGUGAAGGACCAUCUGAAGCUGGGCCCAGCAGCAGCGCAGCUCAUGACCUCCACUGCCUACAUGCCGUGGAGCGUGAAGCCAUUAUAUGGAAUCCUAUCUUAUGUGCGCCUAUAG
Closterium sp. NIES-65 is the source of this 300-nucleotide messenger RNA. NCBI's taxonomy places the organism in Eukaryota, Viridiplantae, Streptophyta, Zygnematophyceae, Desmidiales, Closteriaceae. The record is from the annotation of a GenBank genome assembly.